Messenger RNA from Dromiciops gliroides (monito del monte), 4491 nucleotides. RefSeq names its product thyrotropin releasing hormone receptor (gene TRHR). Gene Ontology annotation, molecular function: thyrotropin-releasing hormone receptor activity. Gene Ontology annotation, cellular component: membrane. The record is from RefSeq and is a predicted model, not a curated record. Gene Ontology annotation, biological process: phospholipase C-activating G protein-coupled receptor signaling pathway. The coding region runs from base 227 to 1417 and encodes 396 amino acids. The transcript is spliced from 3 exons. Lineage: Eukaryota; Metazoa; Chordata; Mammalia; Microbiotheria; Microbiotheriidae.
UGAGGACUGAGCAGCUGCCAAGUGAGUUCUUCAUGAAAUAAAGUACAGACAAGAUUUUCUACAGGACUGGGAACUUGGACCUGUUACCUUUUCAGCUACCCAGGAAACCAGGCAGUGCUACCUACGGAGGACAAGGGAGGGCAGUGACGCUGAAUGAAAGUAAAGACCCUGGAAGAUAAGAUGUGCUGAGCAUCAGGGGCUUGGGAGAAGCUUCAAGCUGCUAAAGAUGGAAAAUAAAACAGGAGGUGAACUGAACCAGACACAACUUCAGACCCGAGCUUUGGUAUCCCUAGAAUACCAAGUGGUCACUAUCCUCUUAGUUCUCAUCAUCUGUGGACUGGGCAUUAUAGGCAACAUCAUGGUGGUGCUGGUGGUAAUGAGAACCAAACAUAUGAGGACCCCAACUAACUGUUACCUGGUGAGCCUAGCAGUCGCUGACCUUAUGGUGCUGGUGGCUGCAGGUCUCCCCAACAUCACUGACAGUAUCUAUGGUUCCUGGGUCUAUGGCUAUGUAGGAUGUCUCUGUAUAACAUAUCUCCAGUACUUGGGCAUUAAUGCUUCUUCUUGUUCCAUCACAGCAUUUACAAUUGAGAGGUACAUAGCUAUCUGCCAUCCCAUCAAGGCCCAGUUCCUCUGUACCUUUUCAAGAGCUAAAAAGAUCAUUAUCUUUGUGUGGGCUUUCACCUCCAUUUAUUGUAUGCUUUGGUUUUUCUUGCUUGACCUCAAUAUGGUCACUUACAAAGAUGCCACUGUCGUGUCCUGUGGCUACAAAGUAUCUAGGAAUUACUACUCACCCAUCUAUCUUAUGGACUUUGGCAUAUUCUAUGUUGUACCUAUGAUUCUGGCCACUGUCCUCUAUGGACUCAUAGCUAGGAUACUAUUCUUGAAUCCCAUUCCUUCAGAUCCUAAAGAGAGCUCCAAGACAUGGAGAAAUGACCCAACUUAUCAGAAGAAAAAUGUGAAUGUUAAGACAGCCAGCAGAUGUUUCAAUAGCACCAUUUCUUCUCGGAAGCAGGUUACCAAGAUGCUGGCAGUGGUUGUGAUUCUAUUUGCCCUGUUAUGGAUGCCUUACAGGACCCUGGUUGUGGUCAACUCAUUCCUAUCCAGCCCUUUCCAAGAAAAUUGGUUCUUGUUGUUCUGCAGAAUCUGCAUUUACCUCAACAGUGCCAUCAACCCAGUGAUUUACAACCUCAUGUCCCAGAAAUUCCGAGCCGCCUUCAGGAAGCUCUGCAACUGCAAAAAGAAGCCUUCAGAGAAGCCUGUCAACUACAGUGUGGCCCUGAACUACAGCGUCAUCAAGGAGUCUGACCACUUCAACACAGAGCUUGAAGAUAUCACAGUCGCAGACACUUUUCUGGCCACCACCAAAAUGUCCUUUGAUGAUACAUGUUUGUCUUCUGAGGUAACAUUUAGCUGAACUUGAGUCAUAAUAUAAAACAUGAUGGACCACAAAGGGAAGGAGACUAUUGGACCAUUAUGAAAGGAGAGGAAAAACUGCCUUUGUGGUGGGGGCCAGGGUUAGGUUUUCCCUAGGUUUUUUAGUCUCCCUUCAAUUUGUUGCCCAUAUGUUGUUCGGUAGAAUCAUCAUCCAGAAAAAUGAAACUAAAUACUUGGUUAUAGCUAAUUGGGGGGAAAGGGGGGGUCUCCUUUUAAUUAGUUGAAUCGGUUCACCUUAUUUUUCAGAACUCAGUAACUAAGUACAACUUUUAUGAACUCUGGCCAUCAUUUCACUCAAUUUACAAAGAUUUUCUAAUCUAGGAUCAUUCUCCCCACUCCUCCAAAAGGCUACAUUAUUCAUUCAAAAGACUUUAAUGCUUAUGGUAUUUUACUGUAGAUUCAUUUAAAAUAUUAAUUAAAAACAUAAGUUUCCUUGAUAUUCUUAGUAUCCACUCAGAACACUCAGACUUCUGCUUGUUUAUGGAUUGUUAUUAAAUUUUUAUGUAAAAUGAUCCUGUUUCCAAAAGUAUAAAUUUAAUUACUAAUCAGAUUUUCAUUUUGAAGCUAAAGCCAGCUUCUUCCAAUUAUUUAAGCUUUUUAUAAAUAAUGCUUGGGCAGGAUGCAAGAAAUAUUCUCAAGGAAAAAUCUUUUGGGAUAUCCUUAGUUAUAAGCUACUGAAUCAUGUCAAGAAAACUCACUUGAAAGUCUAAAUCAUUUGUAAAAAUUUAGGCAACUUCAAAAGUCUGCCAAAAUUCAGCUUCCAAAUAUCAGUUAUAGUGUAUAGUCUGAAUUCAAAAUCAUUUUCAAUAGUCUUUCCUGUCUAAUUUUCUUUUCAUUAUUCUUAGGUUCAACUUUUUUUCUAGAUGCCAGAGAUAUUUUGUUAAACACUAACUUUUUAGAAACUGUACAAUUUCUAUAGACUUUAUUCUUCCUCAGAGUUUAGGCAGAUUCCUUAAUACCUUUAGUAGAUCUGUUCAAUAUAUGUCUUAUUCCUGUUCUUCCCAUGGGCCAUUAAGCAUGUGUGAAUGUCAAUAAGUCCAAAAUAUUUUGUCAUAGCCUUACCUUGAAUGCGUUCAAAUAUGUCAGUCCCUUGCUCGGCCUUUUGGUAGAGACUCUACAUUUAUACUGAGUUGUCACCAAAUAGAUUCUCCCAGUACAGAACCUACUCUUUGUAAAUUAAGCACCCAUCAAGGGAGUCUCAAAUGGUUAACCCUUCCAAGUCAUUUUUGAUGACAUUUAAGAGAUGCCUAGCCCUUGAAGUACCACAUAGUCUGGCAACUGACCACUGCAGCCUGCAUUUCUAGGCACUGUGUUAAUUCUAGAACCUCAGUCUCUCCUUCUUUAUUAUGGAGUCAAAUCUAUGUGCUACUUCUAGUUUUAAAUCCUUCUUCAUGGAGGUCUUGCCUUCGGAAGUUCCCUCUAAUACUUGCUUUUGAGAAAUGGACAAUUGAUUAAAAAGGGAGGGAAACAAAAGGCAGAGAGAUAUCAGAUUCUUCAUUAGUCCCUUCACUGGAUUCUUGAGGUAGCAUGUUACAGUGAAAAUAGUCCUUUCUGACUUUGGAAUCAGAGAAACUAUGUUCAAAUUCCAGCUCUACCACUUACUCCUUUGUGAUCUUGGAUAAAUCAUUUCACCUCUCUUCUGGGCCUCAGUUUCCUCACCUUUAAAAAGGGAAAGUUGGACUGAUGGUAUCUAAGGUCCUUUCUAGUUCUAAACCUAUGACUGAUUUUAGAUUAAGCUAGUGCUAUUUUCACAGAAAAUGUAAAAUUGUGGAAAUGAGGUUUAAGUGAAAAUACAGUUUAGUGGAAAGACUACUAGACUCAUGAUCAGGAGAUACCUAGGUUUAAAUCAUAUCCCUAGAACUUUUGCCAGUUGGGUGGUUGUGGAGAACUCAGUUAAUCUUUCUAAACCUCAGUUUCUUCAUCUGUAAAAUGUGUGUAAGCAUAGCUGAUAUCCCUAAUCUCAUAGGAAUGUUGUGAGUUUCAAACAAAAUAACUUAUGGACAGUGCUUUAAGGUUAAUGAGCUAUGGAAAUAAUCAACUUUUUAUUAUAUGGGUGCUCAGGACUUGUAGUGAAAACUUCUAAGGCCUUAUGACAAAAUUAGUUGAAAAAAUUAUCCUUGGCUUAGCAAAAUGAUCCUAUAAAGAAACAAAUGGUGAGGCAGCUAGGUGACACAGUGGAUAAAGCACCAGCCCUGGAUUCAGGAGGACCUGAGUUCAAGUCUGGCCUCAGACACUUGACACUUACUAGGUGUAUGAUCUUGGGCAAAUCACUUAACCUUCAUUGUGGGGGGGGGGAACAAAUGGGAGGGUGUAUAUUUCACUGUACAUCAAAAAAACAACUUUUUCAUUUCAUUCACUUCAAUCUAAUAUAUGGGUUCAAUUGUAUUCAGUUUUAACUUUACACAAAAGGUUAUCAGCUCAUAAUCUCUCAGCUCUGGACACAAAGGGGAAUUCAAAAGAACAAGGCUCAGAGCAUUCAACUCUAAAGCAAAUGCCAUUACAAAAUUAAAUGUUCCCAAACAAUGCCCUAUAGACAUGGUACUUAGCCAGGAGCCAAUUAUAUAUUUUAAAUAUUUGUCAUCUCACAACACCAAAUCAUUAAAGAUGUCUGUAAAUAAUAAAAAUAGAAUAUAUAGUCAAUUAAAAAAUGAAGGGCCAGAGCCAUUGAUUGUUAAUGAUAUGACACUAUUUUUAAAGUCCUCCCUUCACCCAAAUGUCUUGCACUCUUGCCCAUCUUUGUUUGCAGGUGUCACUGAGCAUAUGCUUUCAUAUAUUUGAACUUGAACCAGGAAAUAAAUUUAGGUAAAGCCUAAAGAAGGCUAUUUAACAUCAUUAUUUUGGACACAUUUCAGAAACAUGCUCUCUCACACCUCCUCCCCCUCCACCAAGAGGAAGAAAAAAACUUUCUAAUCCUUAAGAUGAACAGAAAUUUUUUUUAAGAAAGAUGAAUGGAAAAUAGCCAAACUUUAAGUUAGUUAGAGUAUGAGGCUUUAGAUAAGACACUACAAUAUCCAAGGCAGUGCUCAUUUCAACCAAAUAGCCAAAUAAUCAAGU